UUCCGCUGUUGCCCGGAUGUAAAUAACGAAGGCGAAGAAGAAGGCGCCAUUUUAAAAAGAGAAGUAAACAAAGUCAUGCAGUAAUAAUGUACCCUCGAAAGCGUGGUCGCUACCAGGUUUACCUUGCUGAUAAGUCUAUUCCAACUCCCAAUGUAUCACUUUGGCGAAUGCAACGAGAAUCAGACAACUCUGCGUCGAAAGAUGGUACCCCGGAAGAUGUCGACAAUUGGUGUGAUGACCCCGGCGCCAUCAUCGAUGCUUUUCAUGAGAAAUCAUUCAACAAGAUGUUUCAAGAUGUCCCUGAUGUUCCUGAGCUGUCAGAAUGGGCAAAUCCACAUGAGCCAGACCCAGAUGAAGAGUUUGAUGUAUUCAACAAUGAAUUUGAAGACGUGAAAGACGAUAUUGACAGGAAUGGUGAUUCAGAUACCGUUGAAGCUGACAAACCAUUGUACGCUGGUGCAACAAUUACUCUGGCAGCUAGCAUGGUUCUAGUUAUCUCAUUUGCAAUGCGGCAUUCGUUAACAGGAGAGGCCUUGGCGGACCUUCUAGUGCUUUUGGACCUUCACUGUCUCACACCAAACUUGUGCAUGAAAAGCAUAAAAACUUUCAUGGACCUUUUCAGGAACUUUAAGGCCCCUCUUCAGUUCCAUUACUACUGUGAACAGUGUUUACUAUACCAUGGGACAGUUAAACAGGAAUUCUGCCGUAAUUGCCAAACAACGACAAAGAAGCAUUCCAAUGCCUACUUUCUGGUGAUUCCGAUCAUAUCCCAACUUUCUUCAUUAUUUGCAGAUGGAACACUUCUGCAACAAAUUUGGGAAUACAAAGCCUCCCAGUCAAAGAAGGAUGAUGGGAUGAUUAGCGACAUUAUGGAUGGAAAGCUCUACCAAGAAAGAUUUAGGAAAGAUGGGUAUUUCAAAGGAAGUACAUCCCAGGACCUUGGAGAUCUCCACAUUUCCCUCCAGAUCAACACUGAUGGUGUUUCCUUAUUCCAUUCAUCGACAUUCAGCAUAUGGCCGAUAUACUUUAUUAUCAACGAACUCCCACCACAUCUAAGGUUUACCCGGAGCAACAGAAUUUUUGCUGGAAUGUGGUUUGGGUAUUCUAAGCCAGACUUCUCUACGUUCCUGAAACCCUUUGCAGAGAGUUUACACGAGAUUUACCAUGAAGGACUGGAAGUUAACGAACAGAAGAUAAGGGGCAUCCUACUCAAUGGCGUUUUUGACUCCCCAGCAAGAUGUCUCUUCAUGAACAUGGUUCAAUUUAACGGCUUCCAUGGUUGUCCUUAUUGCUAUGUCCGUGGUGAAACUGUGCAGACGAGUGAACGGGGCCAUACUCUUGUCUAUCCAUUUGCUAUGGACAGUCCAGAUGGACACUCGUUGCUGCGUACCCACUCAUCCCACACAAGAGAUGGAGAAGAAGCAGAACGCCUGAGGAACUCUGUGAAUGGUGUUAAAGGAUUGACUUGGUUUUCUUAUGUGCCGAAUUUUGACAUUGUUCGUGGAGUGGCGGUGGAUUAUAUGCAUUGCGUCCUUCUUGGUUGUGUCAAGAUGUUAUUGACACUUUGGUUUGACAAGUCUCACAAAAACGAAAUUUACAACAUUUCGUCCAAACUGCCAGAAGUGGACCGGCGUCUCCUCUCCAUUAAACCUCCAAGCUUCAUUACAAGACUUCCAAGAACUCUAGCAGAUGUUGCCCAUUAUAAAGCAGCUGAAUUGAAAAAUUUUCUACUCUACUACAGCCUACCAUGCUUAUUUGGAUUGUUACCAGAGGACCAGUAUCACCAUUUUUCUCUGUUAGUUUAUUCCAUCUUCUUGCUGCUACAAGAAAAGAUCUCUACACAGGACCUUCUGCACUGUAAACGGAUGCUUAUGGAAUUUGUUAUUAACAUUCCUGUCUUGUACAGUGAUCGCCAGUUGACAUCAAAUGUUCACCUACUGCUGCACUUGACAGAAAAAGUUGAAGACCUUGGACCGCUGUGGUGCUCAUCAUGUUUUUAUUUUGAGGACUUUAAUGGACAAUUGAGACGCCUGUUCCAUGGUACACAACACAUCGAAACACAGAUUGCAUUUGCUGUCAGUGUCCAUCAACAACUACCAACCUUAGCACAGGCUCUGAAGUUCGGCAGCAGUGAACAAGAACUGUUCAAGAAAAUGAUGGAAAGGAAAGGACACUGCACAAGUGAAAUAAUUUCGGAUAAAGUUUCUGUUAUUGGUGCGUACAGUUACAGGGAGUUAAAAUUGGAGGAGCGAGAAGCACUUUUGGCUUUAGUAGGACACUACAGAUCUGUGUGCUUCUUUAAAAGACUGCUAGUACAUCAACAGGUUGUGCAAUGCCUUGAAUAUAAGUCAACCACUAGAAGAAACAAUGCAAUUGUUCGUUUUAAAGAAGCAUCGUUUGGAAGGGCUGAGACUUUCGUUAAAGUAAAUAUUGAUGGCUGUGGUGAUUUGUUCGUGGCUGUGGUAAGGAUUAUGGACAGAGACGAUGCUGUAACUGACCAUCAUCGCAGUUCGUCAUCCACUCACAUGGUUCAAUUGAAACCACCUUCACACCUGCAAGCAAUCCUCGUUCAGGACAUUUUGGAUGUGUGCGUCUGUGUAACUUUGAGUGACGAUCGUAGUUUUGUUUCCACAGUUCCCAACAGAGUCGAACGCGAGUGAAAUGUGAACUCUGCAGUGCACACAAACAUUUAAUGGUCUUAUUGAAGUCACCAUGCAAGAUCACUUGGUCGAAACAUCUUUACAUACCAUUAUCUAAUGAUUUAUAAACAAUUUUUAUAAUGUUUAUAUCAUGUUUUUGAUAGACUGGAUGCAUUUUUAUUUCUAAAUUGAUAAAUGAAUGUGACAUGUAUUUGUGCUUUUAAAGCCUUCAUUUGAACACAAGUGUAUGUUGAUUGGGAUUGAUUAAAAAAAUGUCAUUUCUUGAGCACGUUUUCAGUUUAUUUGUUAAGGACAGAGAAGACAUUCCUCAAGAAUAUUUAAUUUUUUCCAAGACUUUGUCAUGGAACAAAUACUUCUUUAAUAUGUUUACUCACAAGAAAAUUGAGGUACCUUAAUUACCAGGCAUUUGUGCGAGAUA
Messenger RNA from Saccostrea cuccullata (small rock oyster), 3078 nucleotides. RefSeq lists its product as uncharacterized. The record is from RefSeq and is a predicted model, not a curated record. The transcript is spliced from 6 exons. Bases 87 to 2660 code for a protein of 857 amino acids. Lineage: Eukaryota; Metazoa; Mollusca; Bivalvia; Ostreida; Ostreidae.